GUGGAAUCAGUAGAUAGAAAGAGAGAGAGAGAGAAAGAGUUCACCACAAGAUGAGUAUUCUGUUGAUAUUCACCCUGCUCUUCUUCAUGACAGGUUCUGUGAACUCCUUCAAAGUGACUGGAUACUCUGGAGGAACUGUCAUCAUCCACUGUCAUUAUAACAACCAAGAGGAAAGUAAUGGUAAAUAUUUCUGCAAGAAAAAUACAUUUUUGGGAUGUGAGGAUAAAAUAAGAUCAGGUAGUCAGAACACCUGGCAACACAGAGGUAGAUUCUCUCUGUAUGACGACACUGAGGGAAAAUAUUUCACUGUGGUCAUCAGACAACUGACCAGACAAGAUGAAGGAACCUACAGGUGUGCAGUUGAUUUAUAUCUAGACCAUGACAGUUAUACAAAGGUGGAGCUUAAAGUAAAUGAAGAUGAAUGCUGUACUAAGACAGACACAAUAACAAACAAUCUGGGAGGAGAAGCUACCAUCAUCUGUAACUAUCCAGAGAACCAAGAGUACAGCCACGUGUAUCUCUGCAAGGAAGAUAAUCACUCAAAGAUUUAUUGUGAAAUUAUCUCUGCUGACUCAACAUCAGCUAAAUCUGGGAGAUUCUCUCUGACUGACAGGAGAGAGAAACGCUACACAGUGACCAUCAGUAACCUGACCGAAGAUGACACUGGGACAUACUGGUGUGGAGUAGAAAACAAAAAGACAGGAGAACACUACAUUUCACUGUUUACUGAGGUACAUCUCAGUGUGAUUGUGUCGACCACCAAACCAACCACAACAUCUGCCACCUCCAAAACAAUAACAACAACAUACGCCACCUCCAAAACAAUAACAACAACAUCCCCCACCUCCAACCCAACAUCAACACCUACCACCUCCACCAACUCAUCAUCAUCAGUUAACAGACCUGAUACUCCACUGGUCAUCUUCGUGUGUGUUUGUGUGGUUGUGUUACUGCUACUGAUCUGUCUGUUCAUACUCUACAGACAGAAACACAAAAAGACAACAGCCAUCUCGCCAUUACACAUAUUGAACACAGACCCUGGGGUCAACAGAGAGGGUCGUCAUGGUGACAUGUCAACUUCCACAAGGAUCCCAGCUGCCCCAAUGAAGCCACCACCACCAUCAGUAAAGAGGACACAUCCUGCUGUGACUAUGCUACUGUAAAUGUUGAUCAAAACUCCACCUACUCUACUGUCAAUCAUCCACACAGCACAUCUUAGGCUCCUCCCAUCUACUCCACAGUCAGCAAACCAGGAGACACCUGAUUUUCUGGCAACCAAUAACAAGAGACCAACCCUUACUGGUAACUCUUAAACAUAGAUACAACCCCACUGGUAACCGUUAAACAUAGACACACCCCCACUAGUUACCAUUAAACAUAGACACACCCCCACUAGUUACCAUUAAACAUAGACACACCCCCACUAGGUACCAUUAAACAUAGACACACCCCCACUGGUUACUAUAAAACAUAGACACACCCCCACAGGCAACCAUUAAACAUAGACACACCCCCACUAGUUACCAUUAAACAUAGACACACCCCCACUAGUUACCAUUAAACAUAGACACACCCCCACUAGGUACC
Esox lucius (northern pike) is the source of this 1587-nucleotide messenger RNA. Its product is annotated as polymeric immunoglobulin receptor-like. Lineage: Eukaryota; Metazoa; Chordata; Actinopteri; Esociformes; Esocidae. Gene Ontology annotation, molecular function: transmembrane signaling receptor activity. The record is from RefSeq and is a predicted model, not a curated record. The transcript has 8 exons. Bases 51 to 1163 code for a protein of 370 amino acids. Gene Ontology annotation, cellular component: plasma membrane.